Molecule: messenger RNA, 653 nt
Organism: Guillardia theta CCMP2712
Lineage: Eukaryota; Cryptophyceae; Pyrenomonadales; Geminigeraceae
Exons: 3
Coding region: 282-530 (82 amino acids)
Source: RefSeq, a predicted model, not a curated record
GCAGUUAUGCAGUUGCGCGGCUGUAGUCCCGCAGAGAUGAGCGGACCGUCCACGACUACGCGAAGCUGGAGGAGCCUCAGAGGACGAAGCCAAGGGUGAGACAACUUCGGCUGGCAACUAAAGGAAGCGAACGAGUCGCCGUCAGCCUGACCCUCCUGCAUGAUGGCAGUGGCUGAGACGAGCCUACUCCAAGUUGCUCUAGCCCGCAGCGUACAUGAGUUCUAGUCCGAGGCUCCUUCCCUGUGCUGCUAGUUUGUCUGUAUCUUGUUAAUCCGCCGGGCAUGCCCAAGUCAUCUGUGAAGAGGAGCAAUCAUGUGUGGCCGAACAGCUCCUUCUCCGAGGACAGCUCUGACUCUCUCCCCAGCGUCAGUGAGAAGUGGAAGAGUCCAGCUCGGAGCUCGGACUCGCCCUGGAAGCAUCGCAAGUCCAGCAUGCAGCACAGCAACAUCCUGCCGCCACUGACGGACGGAGGCUUCUUUGCAGUCUUCAACAAAUCACCUCCGUUGCAGCAUGGAGUCCAGCGCAAGUAGAGCAAACAAGAGCAGGGGAGGGCAGGGGGUCUGAGACGUGCCCUAGGUCAGCAUUCAACUUCAACUCGCUCGCUAUCGAGCUGGAGUCGGAGUACCACGAGCUUGACCUGAGAGACACCGGGG